Messenger RNA from Fragaria vesca subsp. vesca, 1974 nucleotides. Its product is annotated as low affinity sulfate transporter 3-like. NCBI's taxonomy places the organism in Eukaryota, Viridiplantae, Streptophyta, Magnoliopsida, Rosales, Rosaceae. Gene Ontology annotation, cellular component: membrane. The transcript is spliced from 12 exons. The coding region runs from base 1 to 1974 and encodes 657 amino acids. Gene Ontology annotation, molecular function: secondary active sulfate transmembrane transporter activity. Gene Ontology annotation, biological process: transmembrane transport. The record is from RefSeq and is a predicted model, not a curated record.
AUGGGUUCAGUCCAUGUUGAUCAGACCACCUUCACUGCUGUAGAGCUCCAGCAGCUUCAUCAUCAGGACCUAACCAACCAAAGGGUUGAGAGGGCUCAGUGGGUGCUCAAAUCUCCUGAGCCACCAGGUCCAUGGCAGAAACUCCUUCAUUCAGUCAAAGCCAAUGUCUUUCCUCAAGGAAAGAAAUACUCAGCUGUUUCAUUCUUCAAAGGUCUAUUUCCAAUUCUUAGCUGGGGAAGAAAUUACAAGGCUUCAAAGUUUAAGAAUGACUUGAUGGCUGGUUUAACUCUUGCUAGCCUUAGCAUUCCUCAGAGUAUUGGGUAUGCUAAUCUAGCAAAACUCGAUCCUCAGUAUGGCCUAUACACAAGCAUUGUUCCACCUUUGGUUUAUUCUCUAAUGGGAAGUUCAAGAGAGCUAGCUAUUGGACCAGUAGCAGUGGUUUCUUUGCUGCUGUCUUCCUUGCUUCAGAAAAUUGAAGAUCCUACUGUAAAUCCUGUGGCUUACAGAAAUCUUGUGUUCACUGUGACCUUCUUUGCUGGAAUUUUCCAAGCUGCAUUUGGAAUUUUCAGGUUGGGGUUUCUUGUGGAUUUUCUAUCACAUGCUGCCAUUGUUGGGUUCAUGGGUGGUGCAGCCAUUGUCAUUGGUCUUCAACAACUGAAAGGUCUGCUUGGGAUCAGUAAAUUCACCACCAACACAGAUGUUAUCUCAGUCUUAGAGUGUGUUUUCAAGUCAAUUAUUCAUGAACCGUGGUACCCUUUGAAUAUUGUCCUCGGCUGUGCAUUCCUGAUUUUCCUCCUAAUAGCCAGGUUUAUUGGCAAGAAGAACAAAAAGCUCUUCUGGUUGCCAGCUAUUGCACCCCUCAUAUCAGUUGUAUUAUCAACUCUGAUAGUAUAUUUCACCAAAGCUGAUAGGCAUGGAGUGAAGAUAGUAAAACACAUUAAGUCAGGUCUAAUGCCAAGUUCAGCUCAUCAGCUACAACUCACAGGCCCACAUGUUGGACAAGCAGCCAAAGCAGGACUAAUUUCUGCAAUUAUUGCUCUUGCUGAGGCCAUUGCUGUUGGUAGAUCUUUUGCUUCCAUCAAAGGCUACCACCUUGAUGGGAAUAAGGAUAUGAUGGCCAUGGGCUGCAUGAACAUAGCUGGAUCUUUAAGUUCAUGCUAUGUUGCUACUGGUUCAUUUUCAAGAACUGCUGUAAAUUUUAGUGCAGGGUGUGAAACUGUGGUAUCAAACAUAGUGAUGGCGCUCACUGUUAUUGUAUCACUAGAAUUGCUUACUAGGCUCUUGUACUUUACUCCCACUGCUAUCCUUGCUUCAAUCAUCCUAUCAGCUCUGCCUGGACUUAUUGAUAUUAAUGAAGCUUACCACAUCUGGAAGGUUGACAAACUAGACUUUCUUGCUUGCAUUGGUGCAUUCUUAGGGGUCUUGUUCGCAUCCGCAGAGAUUGGUCUUCUUCUUGCCGUAAGCAUCUCUUUUGCAAAGAUAUUGAUAAAUGCUCUUAGGCCUGGCAUAGAAGUAUUAGGGAGACUUCCAAGAUCAGACAUCUUUUGCAACAUGAGCCAGUAUCCGAUGGCAAUCAAAACUCCAAGCAUCUUGAUAAUUGGCAUCAAUUCUUCACUGCUUUGUUUUGCAAAUGCUAAUUCUGUGAGAGAAAGGGUAAUGAAGUGGGUGACAAAAGAAGAGGAUGAAACUGAUGAGAAAGAAAAAGGAACAAAUAUUCAACAUGUAAUCCUUGAUAUGUCCAAUGUGAUGAACGUAGACACUUCUGGAAUUCUUGCACUAGAAGAAAUACACAAGAAGCUGCUUUCACAUGGCAUAGAAUUAGCUGUGGCCAACCCAAGAUGGCAAGUGAUUCACAGGCUGAAGUUGGCUAAAUUGGUGGAUAAAAUUGGAGAAGAGCGAAUUUUCUUGACUGUCAGUGAAGCUGUGGAUGCUUGCCUUAUGAAUUCCAAAGGCGCUGGAGCGAGCAGCUGCUGA